Molecule: messenger RNA, 1153 nt
Organism: Ruditapes philippinarum (Manila clam)
Lineage: Eukaryota; Metazoa; Mollusca; Bivalvia; Venerida; Veneridae
Product: serum paraoxonase/arylesterase 1-like
Exons: 8
Coding region: 211-1011 (266 amino acids)
Molecular function (GO): arylesterase activity
Source: RefSeq, a predicted model, not a curated record
UCAUUUACUUCCAGGGAUUGGCUUGAUAUUAACAAGAAAUACCCAUAUAAAGUGCAACCUGGGCAAUGUCGAUAUGCCAUAGAAGAUGGUGGAUCUGAAGAUGUUAUACACAUCGGUGACAGCAUAAUACUUAUUUCUUCCGGAUUUGAAUUUGGGGCAACAAGUGGGAAAAUAAAAAGUCUGAAUUUGAAUACAAGCGAAGUGAUAACUAUGCAAAUACGGAAGGAACCGAAAAGAGAAGAAUUCCUAGCAGGAAUCCAUGGCAUUACGUACUGGAGAAAUCCAAAGUCAGGAAAGUUGUUUUUGUAUGCGCUGACACACCCCUCAAAAGAAGACAGAAUAGAAGUAUUUGAGAUGUCAAGCCCGACGGAACUUACAUAUAUUCGGACAAUCACAGACCCCUUAUUUACGUAUAUGAACAACCUUAUUGCAGUUGGAAAGGACAAGUUUUAUAUCACCAAGUUUUGGCAGAGUCGGGAUAAAUACAUGCAGUAUGCAGAGGUGAUGCUUCGAAUGAAGACAGGUGGAGUAUUGUAUUAUGAUGGGAAGAAAGCUCGCCAGGUGGUCGGUGAUCUAGAAAUGCCGAAUGGCAUCAAUAUAUCACCUGAUGGAAAAACCGUCUAUGUAGCAGAGUUUAACGCGAAGAAACUCCUAGGUUACAGCAGGGACAACACAAACAAUCUUCAAAAAUCUUGGGAAGUGUAUGCAGACACUAUGGUGGACAAUAUUGAAGUUGACCCUGCAUCUGGAGAUCUCUAUGUAGCGUGUCACCCGAUCGCUUAUAAGAUAACGGACACUAUUCUUAAUAUUUUUGGGUUUACCCUUUACCCAUCCCAGGUACUCCGAUUUAAGAUGCGUGACAACAUGGUCUCCGAAAUAGAAGAGAUAUACGCGGAUGAUGGUUCUGAACUGGUAGCAUCUACAGGGGCCACUUAUGUGAACGGAAAACUUGUUAUUGGAACGGUGAGAGACCAGCUGAUGGUGUGUGACGUGAAUUAUCUCUCAGAAUGAAUAUGAUAAACUUAUACGACAUACCGUGUUCAGCAUUCAUGCAGUACAUCGAACUCAGAAGUACUCAGAAGAUGUAGAAGAUUUCACUUUAGUGAUUAUUGAAAUUGCUGAUACACGAAACGAAUUGUAAAAAUCAUAUUUU